Molecule: messenger RNA, 1262 nt
Organism: Carica papaya (papaya)
Lineage: Eukaryota; Viridiplantae; Streptophyta; Magnoliopsida; Brassicales; Caricaceae
Source: RefSeq, a predicted model, not a curated record
UUUCAGAAUGUUCAUCAGGGUUAUCUUGCCGAAACUUUGGUGCGUUUCCUGAAAGCAAGGGAGCUGAAUGUAUCCAAAGCCCAUAAAAUGUUGGUGGACUCUUUGCAAUGGAGGGUGCAGAAUGAGAUUGACAAUAUUUUAGAGAAACCCAUAGUUCCUACUGAGUUAUAUAGAGCAGUACGUGAUUCACAGCUCAUAGGAAUGUCAGGGUACUCAAGAGAGGGACUGCCUGUCUUCGCUAUUGGGGUAGGGCUUAGCACAUUUGACAAAGCAUCAGUGCACUACUAUGUGCAAUCGCAUAUUCAAAUCAAUGAAUAUCGUGAUCGUGUAAUUUUGCCCUCUGCAUCGAGAAAAUAUGGACGGCCCAUAACCACCUGUGUGAAGGUUCUAGAUAUGACUGGUUUGAAGCUUUCAGCAUUGAGCCAAGUAAAGUUGUUGACAAUCAUAUCGACCAUAGAUGAUCUUAAUUACCCAGAGAAGACAAACACAUAUUACAUCGUAAAUGUUCCAUACAUAUUUUCCGCAUGUUGGAAGGUUGUGAAGCCUCUGUUGCAAGAGAGGACAAGGAAAAAGGUGCGGGUGUUAUCAGGUUCUGGGAAAGAUGAACUGUUGAAGAUAAUGGACUUCGCGUCACUUCCUCAUUUUUGUAGAAGAGAGGGUUCUGGUUCAUCUCGUCACUCGGAGGACAACAAUUGCUUCUCGUUGGACCAUCCUUUUCAUCAGCAGCUCUACAAUUACAUUAAACAGCAAUCUAUGACAAGUGAACCUGUUGCACCAGUCAAACAGGGGUCUUUCCAUGUUGAUUUCCCUGAGCCAGCUGCUGAAGGAACAGAGAUAGCAAAAACAAUAGAAUCCGAGUUACAUAAGUUUGAGAAUCAAAAUUGCCUGUCCAAACCUCUUGACUCUCUGAGAAUUAGUGAUGACUGAAGCUAUAGAACUCUGGCGUUUUCAGUAACUUUCUGUGCGGAAUCUUAACCUUUAGUCGCUGAUAGCAAUGUUAUAGCUCGUAGGUAAGGAACAAGGUUUCCGUUAGCUGUACAAUUUCCUGUUAUACAAUAUAAAUAUAUGUAGUAGCAGUACAUAUCUCUGAGUGAAUUCUACCGGGAAAUGCUGCUAAUAUAGUGUUUGUUUUUCGAGUUAUCUGGCUGGAUAGCGAGCGUGAAGUUGAAUCCAGCCUGACAUGUAGGAAUGCAGUGGAAAUUGUAAUCUUAAAUGCAAUCUGUUUUAACCCUCCUUAAAAUCUUUGCAUGAUCUUUUAUGUC